Messenger RNA from Folsomia candida, 4808 nucleotides. Its product is annotated as WD repeat-containing protein 20. Bases 443 to 2878 code for a protein of 811 amino acids. Lineage: Eukaryota; Metazoa; Arthropoda; Collembola; Entomobryomorpha; Isotomidae. Gene Ontology annotation, molecular function: protein binding. The record is from RefSeq and is a predicted model, not a curated record. The transcript is spliced from 14 exons.
AUCCGUCGAGCUCCCGUCCAUCCACUUGGCCAAAAUUCGAAUUCGGUUCUUCUCUUCCCUCAGUUGACAAAUAAUAAUCAAAACUAAAAACCUGACUCAGACAGCCAGCCUAAACUCCUCCAGUAAUAAUAUUUGCUAAUAUAAAACACCGUAAAUCCUUCUUGGAUGAAGAGAGAGAAGAAUUUGAAAGACACGCUGCGUACAAGUGCAGAAGAUAACCACUGAAAUUGAUUUGGAAAUUACGUUCACAAUCUAGGCACUGGACCGACUGUAAAGUCGACAAGACACUUUUUGGUUUACUGAUCCAGCAACAAAUUUCAAGCUCGACAUGUUCAAGAGUAAUGUUGAAUAAACCCAGCUGACCGUACAAUGUGAAUGACAGGAGGAAGUCGUUUUAUAUGGUGCAGACAAUGCGGGGGGAGAUCUCCUGGUCUGCGAACUAAUGGCAUCCCUUGGGAGUGGUGGGGAGAGUGGAGGCCGGGAAGAACUCAAGAGCCAGUUCUCAACGAGGGAAGGAACUUACCGGCUCGCCUCCGCCGUCGAAUUCGCUCGAUCAACAAGGCCACUGGCCUACGUUGCCCCCACUAAUAACACGACGCCCGCACCCGGAACAAGCCCUCCGGUUAGAAUUUCCUUCGUCAGUCAUUCGUCCAUGUUUGAGCAAUCUAGGUCCAAUCACGAUAAAACAACGGUUCCUGGAGAAAGCGGUGGUGGUGGAUCAAAUCGGUCAUCUCCAGAAUCUCCCGUCGUCAAUGCCAGCAGCAACAUGGUUCAUCAUGGGAAUGAAGAGACGUACUUUACGGGAAGUAAUGGGAGUGCGUCAAAUGGAAGUCACGAAGAUUCUUCCAAUCCAGACGUAGAUUCUACGCCACAUAGAUUUUGCUUAAAUAUCGGAAAGGAGCUCUUCAUUUUCCCCUACAUGGGGAUUCGCAAGGCUGUUGAUAUGUCUAAACCCAUUGAUAAGCGAAUCUAUAAAGGAACGAACCCAACAUGUCAUGAUUUUAAUUCCGUUGUCGCCAGUCACGAUAGUCUGAUGCUGCUCAUUGGGUUUUCUGGAGGGCAGAUUCAAUUGGUUGAUCCUAUAUCCAAAGAAGUCAACAAGCUAUAUAAUGAGGAAAGGGUAAUUGAUAAGACAAGAGUCACGAGCAUUCGUUGGGUACCUACUUCCACGACACUGUUCAUGGUAUCACAUGCGAGUGGUCACAUGUAUUUGUACAACGUGGAACACCCCUCUGGAACUACAGCACCCCAUUAUCAAGUGCAUAAAACAGGUCCAGGUUUCACAAUUUCAAAUUGCAAGAGCAAAACUGCUCGUAAUCCUUUAAAUCGGUGGACGCUCGGCGAUGGUGCUAUAAAUGAAUUUGCCUUCUCUCCAUGUGGUCAGUACAUGGCAGCUGCAUCUCAAGAUGGAUUCCUAAGAAUAUUCCGGUAUGAAAAUUGCGAAUUGGUUGGAUUGACAAGAUCAUACUUUGGUGGGUUGUUGUGCGUGUGUUGGUCUCCUGAUGGAAAGUAUAUAUGUGUUGGGGGAGAGGACGAUCUAGUAACAAUGUGGAGUUUCAAAGAACGCCGGGUUGUUGCUCGAGGACAAGGACACAAGUCUUGGGUUUCGGUGGUGGCUUUCGACCCCGUGACUACCACGUAUGGUGAUUGUGACGAUUCGGAAGAAAAUGGGGUUCGUGAAGAAUGUUCCUGUGUAAAUAUUGGAAAAUGUCAUUCAAGCAACGAUUGUCAGUCUUCUGGUGUGUUUUCUUGUGAUUCUGUGGACACGGAUUCAACAACUCUUCAAAGCUCUUGUUUAGCUUGUCAACAAAUUAGUAGUGCAAGUGGUGGGAAACAAUCAUUGGUCACGGUGAAUCAUGUAAAUAACAAUUCGUCAUCCACGCUAACGACGACGACAUCAUCUACUACAAACUCCACUUCUGUGCACACGUGCACUCCUAACUUUCCAAGACACUCACGACAUAGCCGAACAACAGAUAGCAUGCGGCUGAGUAUCUCUGAAUCUUCCAAUAACAGAGUCCCAGUAUGUUAUCGGGUGGGCUCUGUGGGACAGGAUACCCAGAUUUGCCUCUGGGAUUUAACAGAAGAUGUUAUAAAACAACCCUUUGGCAAGUCUCGUCCUGCUUCUCGAACACCUGGGAAACACAACAGUGAUACAAACUCAUGCGCUAUUCAUUCCAAUUCUAAAAACUAUAGUAGUAAUCAAAAUAUUAUGCCAAAUCAUAACUGUACAACAUCCACAUGCAAAUCUCAUAGUGAUAAAGAUGAUUCUGUGGGUGUCGGAAAUAAUAUCAGUGUAAAUAAUGCGAGUGUUUCAACAUCUAAUGUCAACUUAUCAUCGUCAUCAUCAUCGGCAACAGCAGCAACAACAACCAUGACAGUGACUCCAUCAACAACGAAUGGAAAUGUACAGCAGCAACAACAGCAGCAGAACAGUAGUAAUAAUUCUUCCUCUGGUCAUGGACUCCUUUCCCUACGUUUUGGAGCCCUCAGUUUUGGGGGUGGCGACAAGGAUAGGAGUAAAGAUAAGGACACGAAUAAGGAACACAAGCGAAACUUUAGUUUAGGUUCCUCGUCAAACUCAAAGUCGGACAAGAAUGCUGGUAGUAGCUCAAAGGCCAACCUUGGUGGUGCAAAUAGUGGACUAGCUGCCCUAGGACUGAAUAUUGAUAAAGUCGACGAUCCCAUUAAACUCAUAGGAACCCAGGCUUGUCCAAGGUUGGACGAGUGUCCUCUCCUAGAGCCCUUAAUUUGUAAAAAGAUAUCGCACGAACGACUCACCACGUUAAUAUUUCGGGAAGAAUCAAUUGUGACAAUUUGUCAAGAUGGGAUAUUAUGUACGUGGGCUCGACCUGGUGAUGCAGUUAGUCAGUUAUAAUAAUUGUUCAUUGGCCAAUUUAUUUGUACGCGGUUGGUCGUCCUUUGUUCAUAUUCGAUAACCUACCUGUCACUUUGUAGAGAGAGGUUUAAUUAUUUCCAGUGGAAAUUUUCCACAUUUAUAUGCAGCAGACCAGCAUGCCAACUCUAUGCACUUUAUGUCGUUCCACGAAGAAGACAUUUAAAAAGACACACGGGAUAUCGUGUCAAUUAAUCAUUAUCUUCAACUUUUUCACUUAACUACAUACAUACUUUGAAUGACUCGUGUUUAUUUUGCUGCAGUGCAGCACUACCUACUAGAACGUACGUAACAAGACCUUAUAUUAUUAUUAUUAUUUAUCAUUGUUAUAUAAUACAAAACGUGCUCCCCAACUACUGAUAUUUCGCUUGUUUUUUAAAUAUUUACAUUUUUAUUAUCCACCGUUUUAUGGAUUAAUGACGACAAAUAUUUCACUAUGUAUAUUGUCAGUCCAUAUACCCAUCAAUCAACCACCACGUUAACUUAUUUUAAGCUAACUAUAUAGUAGUUAGUUCGAUUUCCAUAUUAGCCCCUAAAACGAGCUGUAAAGUGACAAAAACCUGAAUUUUGAUGAUGUUAGUACGGUACUGUACAGUACAGUAAUAACGAAACGAAUGUAUUUAGAAGUCGGGACUGUGUAACUUUUAUCUGUAAUAUUUUUUCUGGGACUUGAUGAAUGAUAUGAAAUAAUUUUAAUUUUACAGUUUUAUUGAAGAAUGCAUAAACUCAAACUCUAUUUUGAUUAUAUAUAAUAUAAUACUAAUAAGUCCAUAAAUAUACAUAUAUGUUCGGUUAGAAAUUUGAAGCUUUACACAGUUUUGUACUUUAGAAACCGGUUGAUUCCUCCUAAAAGCGAAACUUUUAACACAAGCAAUAGAACGGUAUGAACGUGUCAAGACGGAACUACUGAAAAUCGUCAUUUUCUCAAGUCGCAAAAACACCAUUAUCUCAUUUUUUCGAUACGAGCGUGUAUGUGCAUAUUUAAUACCUACGUGUGUGACAGUGUAGGUAGUCCUUACUUCAGCAAGCCCAAAGAACCAGAUCACCACCAAUUCUACACACAUUUAAAUAAAAUAUUAUGGCAUUUAUACACGAAUGAAUCGUUACACUUCUUGAAGAAACAAAAACUAAAGAAAUUUGUUAUUAUCUUGGCGAAGUUUUGGAAUUUUUUGUCGACUCGACUGCCUACACAUAUACUUUCCACAGAACUUAAAGUGUAGUUAAAUACAUAGCGAAUAUUUAUGCAGACACGUAAAUUAUACUAUUUAAAACUUAAUUACGCAUUAAUACAUAUGAAACUGCACUCGAAAUAAAUAGAUAUACAAAUCGCAUGCAUUUCUGACUGCAACACAGGUUAUCUCUAGUUGGACGUUAUAUAUUAAUAUUCAAGUUACAUAACUUAUGAAACUAUUUUAUUGUGACCCAUGAUGAUGCUCCACCUCCUCCAUAAUAAAUUAAGUGUAGGCCAACUCGGCACGAAUUAAGUUUAUCGAAUCAAAUAUCUAAACAAGAUGACAACUACUAAAUAUGUAAAGCUAACGCAUAUGUGACAUUGCUACUAUUACCUACCGAUACUAUACUUUGACAUACCAAAGACUUCCGAAGAAGAUGACGCCAUCGUGAGGACAUUCGCAUUGCAAGACUAUACGUGUAUGUAGGAGGGACUUGUUUACAUUGGAUGACAAAUGUCCCCACGAUGACUUCUUAUCUGCAGCAGUCAAUGGACACAUAGCUCUGGGGAGACAGUUUAGGAUUGGAUGAUAUAUGAAUAUAUUAUUGUUAUUAUUGUCACGUGUAAUGUGUUGUUUGUUUAUUUAUUUUUAAGAGUGAAAGACAUGUCGAUUAUAUUGUCAACAGGUCUUUUGUCUAUAUGGAAGAGUCAAUAAUAAUAAUCGAGUUAUUAAAUAUUGAA